Molecule: messenger RNA, 647 nt
Organism: Anastrepha ludens (Mexican fruit fly)
Lineage: Eukaryota; Metazoa; Arthropoda; Insecta; Diptera; Tephritidae
Product: copper-specific metallothionein-2-like
Exons: 4
Coding region: 219-467 (82 amino acids)
Molecular function (GO): metal ion binding
Source: RefSeq, a predicted model, not a curated record
CGACUUCGGGACAGCUUUUGCGCACUGCACCACACAACUUCAACUAACGAAACCCGAUUCAAGUGUUUUGAUGUGUAUAAAACCGAGAGGAGCAGCAACGAAGAGAUCAGUGUAACAACAUUUGGCGUUUACAAAGCUAAACUUGAGUGAUCAAAAACCGUUUUCUAGCGAAUUUUUUCAAGUGUAAGAAAAAUAAGUAAACUUAUUAAAACAACAAAAUGCCUUGCCCAUGUGGAAGCGGUUGCAAAUGCGGUUCGGAACCUAAGACUGGUAAUUGCGGUUGCGGUUCGGCGUGCAAAUGUUGUCCCUGUGGAAGUGGUUGCAAAUGCGGCUCACAAACACAAAGUGGCAGUUGCGGUUGCGGUUCGGCGUGCAAAUGUUGCCCCUGUGGAAGUGGUUGCAAAUGCGGCUCACAAACACAAAGUGGCAGUGGCGGUUGCGGUUCCAGCUGUAAAUGUGGUCAAUAAAAAUGCAUCAAAUAGUAUUUGUAACAGUAGUUUAUUAAGUUUAAGCAAAAAUUAAUUUAUUUAUAUAAUUUAAUUGUAUGGAGUUAAAUAUACAUAAAACCAUGUAAAAACACAUAUAGUACGCAGCACUAAAAUAAGCCCUUCAAAUUUCUCUAUCAAUAAACAACAAAAAGAAAUUAA